Molecule: messenger RNA, 261 nt
Organism: Caenorhabditis auriculariae
Lineage: Eukaryota; Metazoa; Nematoda; Chromadorea; Rhabditida; Rhabditidae
Source: the annotation of a GenBank genome assembly
AUGCUCCUAAUAAAAAGAAUCUACACAGGAGCUUCUGUGUCGUUCACUUUUGGGGUGGGAUCGAGAAAGAAGAGAGAAAGGACGUCCGUGGAGAAGGAGGAGGCUCAAGGUCCUUCGGCUGCUGCGCGCCACGGCCAAAUUCUCCGCCCACAAUUUCUCUCCCCUCCUAUACAAUUCAUCCUACCGCCGGGUGCGGCUAAACCUCCGUGGUGGACGGCGGUCAAAACAGUCCGAGACGAGGCGAAGACGGAAAUGAAAUGA